AACGAGGACAGAGCCGCUCUGUGUGUGUGUGUGUGUGUGUGUGUGUGUGUGUGUGUGCACGUGAGUGAGGCAGUGACGGAGCAGUCCCAGUUUCUGCACUGCAGCUCUCUCAGAUGGGCCUGAAGGAAAUGGAGCUGCAAUAGCAGUGGAGUAAAUCUGGCAACGUGCCAGAGGGAGUAAGACAGAAAGUAAGACAGAAGCGAAGGAGUAAGACAGAAAGUAAGUGAGGGAGAGGGAGAUUGGAUGUCAGCAGCGUGUGUGUGCUGCAGUGACCCGACACUGUGUGUUGGGAUCACGUUGGGAUGAGAUGGGUGAUGGGCAGGUGGUGGGGGAGGGGUGCUGCCCUGAUGCCCUCUUUGACAGUUUUGUGCAGGCGUCGACAUGCAGGGAGACCCUGCGGGCGUUUCAGGAGCUCUGUACUGAGCUCCACCUGCAGCCAGGAGACAAUCUGCUAUUCUACAAGACCCUGAGGUCCAGACUGCACUACUGGAGAGCCAAAGCUCUGUGGGCCAAGCUGGACAAACGAGCCACCCAGAAAGAGUACCAGAGGGGCCAUGCUUGUUCUAACACUACAUGUCUGAUAAUAGGAGCAGGACCAUGUGGGCUUCGCACGGCUAUCGAGCUGAGUUUUCUGGGAGCAAGGGUGGUGCUGGUGGAAAAGAGGGACACUUUCUCCCGGAACAAUGUCCUCCAUCUGUGGCCUUUCACCAUCCAUGAUCUGCGUGGCCUCGGAGCCAAGAAGUUCUAUGGAAAGUUCUGCGCAGGGGCCAUAGAUCAUAUUAGUAUUCGUCAGCUGCAGCUCAUACUGCUGAAAGUGGCUCUGCUCCUGGGUGUGGAGGUUCAUGUGAAUGUGGAGUUCAGGAGUCUGAGGGAGCCUCCGGAGAACCAAGAGAACCAAAGUAUUGGCUGGAGUGCUGAGGUCCAUCCCCCUGCACAUCCAGUGAGUGAGCUGCAAUUCGAUGUGGUUGUUGGAGCAGACGGCAGGAGGAACACCUUACCAGGAUUUCGUAGGAAAGAGUUCCGGGGAAAGCUGGCCAUCGCCAUUACUGCAAAUUUCAUCAACCGUAACACCACAGCAGAGGCCAAGGUGGAGGAGAUCAGCGGCGUUGCCUUUAUUUUCAACCAGAGGUUCUUCCAGGAGCUACGCAGUGCCACUGGUAUUGACCUGGAGAACAUCGUCUACUAUAAAGAUGACACUCAUUACUUUGUCAUGACGGCUAAGAAGCAGAGUCUGCUGGAGAAAGGAGUCAUACUGCAUGAUUAUGCAGACACAGAGGUUUUGCUCUCCAGAGACAAUGUAGACCAGAAUGCCCUGCUGGCGUACGCACGGCAGGCAGCGGACUUCUCCACCAAUCACCAGCUGCCGACUCUAGACUUUGCCAUGAACCACUACGGGCAGCCGGAUGUGGCUAUGUUUGACUUCACAUGCAUGUAUGCGACGGAAAACGCAGCUCUCGUACGGCAGCGCAGAGGACAUCGGCUGCUGGUGGCGCUGGUGGGAGACAGUCUGCUGGAGCCGUUCUGGCCAAUGGGGACAGGCAUUGCACGUGGUUUCUUGGCUGCUAUGGACACAGCGUGGAUGGUUAGGAGUUGGGGACUGAGGCUUGACCCUUUAGACGUGCUGGCUGAGAGGGAGAGUGUGUAUCGGCUGCUUCCUCAGACUACGCCAGAGAACGUCAGUAAGAACCACAGUCAGUACAGCCUGGACCCCGGCACACGCUACCCAAACCUCAACACACAGGUUAUUAGUGCAUCUCAGGUCUGCCACCUCAUAGACACAGAUGAAGGGCCACUUUUGGGAGUUGUCAUGGGACCUUCUCCAACAUCGAGACUUACACACCAAGACUCCACAGCUCGUUCGAGUAAGCUGCUGAGUUGGUGCCAAGAGCAGACGCAGGGCUACAGGAGUGUGUGUGUGACGGACCUCACCACAUCCUGGAAGAGCGGACUGGCACUCUGCGCUCUCAUACACAGAUACAGACCUGACCUCAUUGAUUUCGACUCUCUGGAUGAGAACGAGGCUGAAUUGAACAACCAGUUAGCCUUGGACGUAGCUGAGCGGGAGUUGGGGAUCUCACCCAUUAUGACAGGCCAGGAGAUGAGUGUGCUGGAGGAGAGUGACUCGCUCUGCAUGGUCAUGUACCUCAGCCAGCUUCAAGAUCUCCUCAAAGACACAGCGCCACCCAGUGAGAGUCUGAGUGCUGAGGAGAGAGCAGCUUUGAUGUCUAGCACCAAGUCUCCACUGUCUUUACUCAACAGGCUUGGACAGAGUCUGUCCCGCAAACGUAACCCCAAGGAUAAGAAAGAGAAGGCUGCUGAUGGAGUUGGAAAGAGAAGAAGGACAAGUCAAGCUGGACAUUCAGAAGAUGAGGACGUCCCACCAGUGAGCCCUGGAUCAGAAUCGAGCACAGCAGCGGUUGCCGGUGGCAACCAAAGCCGAGUCAAAUCAAUGGCAUCCCGGCUGUUGGCCAAGUUUGAAGAAAACGCCUCCCCAGCUUCAGCCACUGCGAUACGGAGACAGGUUGGCUCCAUGCCCAAUCUGGAGCAAAUCAUAUCUGCUGCUUCUCUACCUGAACCUCCAGCUGAGCCUGUGGCUCCAGCUUCUGUUCUUGCAUGGAGACAGAAAAAGUGCACACAGCAGCAGGAGCUGAUGAGUUUCCGCUAUAAGGAGCUGAUCAGAGUGCACUCUGGCAGGAGUGAGCAGAAGUACAUUAAGAUGUAUACAGGGGGAGUGAGCUCAUUGGCUGAGCAGAUAGCCAAUCAGCUGCAGAGUCAGCAACACGAACCCAAACCCCUUCUUGACAAAAAGGAGCUGGUUUCUCAGCGGAGAGAGUUCCCUGUGAAUGUCGGCGGCAGUGAUGUGUGUUAUUUCUGCUCCCGGCGCGUCUAUGUGAUGGAGAGACUAAGUGCUGAGGGCAAGUUCUUCCACAGGAGCUGCUUCCAGUGUGCCCACUGCAGCUCUACACUACGCCUCUCCAACUACGCUUAUGAUGAUCUCCAAGGGAAGUUUUAUUGCAAGCAGCACUACGGAUACAGGCUGGCGGGAAUGGCUCAGAGGAAGAGACCAGCUCCGAUCACAGCUCCGCCUCACUCUACGCAGGCACCUCCUGCUCUUCCUCCCACUCCUCUGUCACUCUCCUCCUCUGGAUCAGUAGAAGUGGUCCCUCCCCCUGACAGUGUCUCCUCCAGCACUCCUCCAGACGCUCUGAGUGGACUGGCUAAGCGGCUGUGUGGAACACCGGAGCGCAUUGCACUGGAAAACUACAGGCCGUGCUUGCAGGAGGAGGACAGCCCUCUGCAGGAGGUGCCUGAGGAGACACUAGCUCAGCACAACCUCAGCCUGAGCCUGCAGGAGAAAGGGAGUGAGGAGCAGUCCAGUAGUUCAGAGUCAGAGCUGGAGGAAGAAGCGGAGGAGCCUUGGAGGAAGGGGGUGGAGCCACAGGCCAAGGCAGAUGGAGAGACGGAGUUAAACAGUCGGACAGACCAAAGAAAAGAAGAAGAGAAAGAAAAGGAUGAGCAGGAGGGAGAAGAACAAGAAGACGUUUCUGAAGGAGAAGAGGAUGAAGGGCAGUCUAGUGAUGAGGGCGAAUACUGCCCUUGGGAAAAGGAGUUGCAUUUAGGGUUGUGGCUAAAGGAAGAGGAGGCAGGUGGGAUUAAAGAGUCUGGUGAGGAACACUCUGAUGACCCUGAGGUAAAACCUCUUUCAGACAGAAAGCCUGAAUCAAGUGUCUCUGGGCCAAUGGAGCCCCUUCCCUCGCUAGCUUCAAAAACCCUACACACAUCCAUCAUAGACCCUAUACACACCUAUACACCCACAUCCAACCCUCCUCUGACACCAGAGGACCCAGCAGCCAAGAGAUCUGGGGUCAUUGAGGAAUUCUGGCUGAAGAGUGCAGAAAUCAGGAAGAGUUUGGGGCAAUCAGGGGUGCCUGUGACCUGUGAUCAAAACACCCAGACCUUGAGCACUGGAGAUACAUUUUACACCUCUACACACACAACAUCUGAUUCCAACUUGCCUUCACACACUCCCUGUAAGAGUGACUCAAUCAACCAAACCUCAGGUACACUAACUCAGAGUGCUGGCACUCACAGCACACAGACGCCUUCUAUGACUGACCUACAAAGUGCAUAUACACAUUUCCAAGGUGGUACAUCAUCAUGUGGCAGCUCACACCCUCCAGAAACAAGGAUUGAGAAUGUGUCUGUGAAGGAGGGGAAUAAACUAGAGGAUCAAGUAGCAGAAGAGGUAGUCUCCUCCUCCAUCACCAGUGGAACCCAAAGAGUUUCAGCCCCAGAUUUGCGAUUUUUGCCUCUUCCUAGGAGUCCUCCAGUAGCAAGGCAGAAGCUUGACUUGAAUCGCUCAGAUCCAAUUCUAAACAGGAAAAUCUUGUUGAGUUCCCACACUGUCCCUCUUCAGACUGACCUUGUACAGCAUGAUAGGCUGAAAUCUCACCUGAAUAGAGCUCAGAGUCUACCUCCUGCUGAGGUGGAGGUCUUAUAUGCAGGAGAUGCAGAUGAAUUGCAUCCUUGCCCUGCUAUGCCCUACUAUGCCAGCGUCACAGAAGUUCCUAUGUCCAGUCUCCCAACCGAAACCUCUGGGAAGGACAAGAGUGCACUGGAGGGAAGGAGGGCACUAUCAGAAGUCCCCUUGAAAGUGGGUGGGGCUGAGGCCUGGCAGCAGAGGUCAGAGAUCGAGCCAUUGGAGGAGGAGAAGGUGAAGAAGCGGAGCUCACUGUUCUCACCAAGGAAGAACCGAAAAAGUGGCAACUUGUCAGGGGAAACACAACAGGAGCUGGGGAAACACAAAUCCCUGUGGAAGAGUGUCUUCUCUGGGUAUAAGAAAGAGAAGAAGAGGAAGGAGAUACAAGGUUAUUCCAGGACUCUGCCGAGCACUACCAGCCUGGAAAGCAGGAAGAGAAUGCCUGGCUUUCGCAGAACCUCAGACCUGAGCUCAAUGAAGGACCUGAGCUUCUCUGAAGAAACAGACCUGUGCUGCAGUGUUGUGCUAGACAGAUCUCCACUUAGAGCUCAGCUGAGUCAGGAGGUGUCUGACCUUAUCAGGUCAGAUGUUCAGAAAGAGACAAUCAAAGAGGAGGAGGAUGGCGUGGAGGAGCGAGAGAAGUCUGUUUAUGUGCCCCACGCAUUGGCAUUCAAGAGAGCGUACGCCAUUAAGAAAUACAGCAAGAAGUCACAGAGGCCUGAGAAGAAAGCAGCAACUGAGGAGGAGCUUGACGCCAAGCUGACCCGCAGAGUACAAAGAGCUGCACGCAGACAGGCCAAGCAGGAGGAGCUGAAAAGGCUGCAUCGUGCACAGAUAAUCCAGCGGCAGUUGGAGCAGGUGGAAAUGAAGCAGAGGCAGUUGGAGGAGAAGGGCAUUGCUGUAGAGAAGGCUCUCAGAGGAGAAGCAGUUGAGCCCUUUCUUGGUUCCCCCAGUAGGAGACCCAUCUCCCUCUGUCCUUGUUGUUCCCAAGAAGCUAGAGCCAAAGGCACGGAGCAUGACCACUCUGUUUACGUCUGUACGGUCUUUUUCCUUUACGUAGUCCACGAGCCCCCGCUUCGCCAGCUAAGAAUGGGGAAGAAGGAUGACCCCAGCCUAAUGCACCAGUGGUUUAAACUGGUCCAGGAGAAGAACGCACUGGUGCGCUACGAAUCUGAGCUGAUGAUAUUUGCUCGAGAGCUGGAGCUGGAGGACAGGCAGAGUCACCUGCAGCAGGAGCUGAGGGAACGUAUGGCAGUGGAUGACCAUCUGAAGGAUGAGGAGGAACUGGCAGAGGAGAGGCGAAUCCUGGGCGAGAUGCUGGACGUUGUAGAGCAGAGGGAUGCUCUAGUGGCUCUCCUAGAGGAGAAGAGACUGAAGGAGAGAGAGGAGGACAGCGACCUGGAGGCAGCCAUGCUGUCUAAGGGCUUCAGCCUGCAUUGGGCUUAAAACACACACACACACAAACCUUUUCUGUGUAGAAUAAGGAAGGAGGUGGACAAUGUUCACUGGACACAGGAAAUUAAGGAAACGUCUUCCAUAAACUACAUGAAACUACUUUUGGAUCUACAGAAAUAUGUAUUUCUACUGGACCAUAUUUGCUUGUGCCCGCAAGUGUGAAGUAAUUUAAAAUAUUCUUGGGCAAUUGCGCAAUGUAUAUACAGUAUACUGUGUGUGUGUGUGUGUAUGUAUAUAUAUAUAUAUACAUAUAUAUAUAUAUAUAUAUAUAUAUAUAUAUAUAUAUAUAUAUACAUACAUAUAUAUAUAUAUAUAUAUAUAUAUAUAUAUAUAUAUAUAUAUACACACACACACACACACACAUGCACAAAGAGAGACAAAUUUAAAGAAAUUUGUCUUAUAAACAGUAUUAUGCUAACUGCACUAUGAUAAUAUGCAUAUGUAAACCUUAAAUGCUGCGUUAGCUUCUUUUUAUUAUUAUAUUUUUAUUAUAGUUACUAAUACAGAAGAGAAAUGCAGAGAUUUUUUAGGAGUAUUGCCUGAUUAUAUUUUUGUUGAUUGUCUUUUAAGACAGAAGAAUGGAUUUAGAAAGAAAUGGAUUUAGAUUUUAAAUCCUAUGUGUGAUUGUUGAAGAUGUGCUAACUGAUGCAAGAACAAACAGCCAUGUGUAUAUUUUGUUUAUAACAGUAUUUUAUUGUUUAACCGGAGUUGUUUUGCUAGCUUUCAUGUCAAACUAACACCAGAAUGGAAGCAUCCUUGAAGCAACUACUGUCUGUAAGAAUGUUUAAUUUUUCUGAAUUAAAUUGAUUGCAAUAAUUUAUACACUUUCAAAACGAAGCACUUGUGAGAUGAAUUUCUGAACACUCGAGCACUAUGUUUGGGAGAAAUUCUGUAUUUUAUUAUGACUAACAAUGGGUUUAAUAUAUAUAAAGAGCAACGCUAAUGAAUGUCAUAAUUUUUAAAAUGUAUCAUAAUGUAUUUUGGUCAUUUUGAGUUUAAACAAAAGUAAUAUUCUGUUAUUAGGGUAUUUUAUUUGGGAGUUAGCCAGACAUGAAUGCUGCACUCUGACAUCAGACUGUUCUGGGGGUCGGGGCUUAUUUCUUUGUGGUCAAAUUUGGGGUUUAAUGUCAUACCGAUUUUUGUUUAAUGAUAUACUAUGCAUACUACUCCUAAUAAACCCCUCCCAAAAGCA
Molecule: messenger RNA, 7127 nt
Organism: Pangasianodon hypophthalmus (striped catfish)
Lineage: Eukaryota; Metazoa; Chordata; Actinopteri; Siluriformes; Pangasiidae
Gene: mical3b
Product: microtubule associated monooxygenase, calponin and LIM domain containing 3b
Exons: 36
Coding region: 308-5926 (1872 amino acids)
Molecular function (GO): FAD binding; protein binding
Source: RefSeq, a predicted model, not a curated record